ACAUGCAAGCCUAUAAUUUUAAGAAGAAACGAAAUACAGGUCAUACAGGUCUACUGAGUUUGCAUCACGGGAUUAUAAAAACAUAUUGGAAGCAUGAAAUAUUGGCAAGUUUUCAUUGAUUUAUACCGCCAUCAUACAAACAACUCAAUGAGGGGUCAUAAGAGUGAUAGUAUACAGAAAUGCGAGAAAACGGAAGUUUGUGGCACAUCCGAUGAGGAAAACGGAUAUAAUGUUAAUUGCAGUAUGAAGGAUUGUGUCGGAGUUAUGGUAAAGGUGGACACCUACGUGUACUAAUUUCUAAUCGAUAUCUACACAAUUCUGUCUCUCCAGUCUCUACUCACAUUUUCGCGGACACAGAUACCCGUAUGAUGGCUAACGUUAGUGUUUACAAUGGCAGUGAUAUACAUGUAUUCAAUAUAACAGACAGUUGUGAAACUCCCAGCAGUGUGCAGCUGGGGAACACAUAUGCAGUGCUCGCGUUGUUUUUUCUUAUACUGAUGCUGUUCCAAAAUGGAUUCGCCAUCGUGAUUUUUAACAUUAGCGCAGACGACAGGAGCGUCAGCAGAACAAUCCAUUCUGUCAUCUUGUCGUCUGCGUUUCUUUAUGGUUUGGUUCAGAUACCCGUUUGGAUCAAACAGCUCUCCAAUGGUGACCUUAGUCUUGAUAAAAACUUCAUUUAUACCUGUCUUAUUCUUCUCCCCGGGGUUUUUCAUACCAUUUUCAUGUGGAUUUCCGUUCUGCUUGCCGUUCAUCGAGCCCUCAUCAUGAUACAGAUCACUAACGAGCGCUUCUGGGGAAAUCAACUCAGGAAGUUGUGGCGUCAUCACAAGCGACGGAUAGUGCUGGCCACAAACGCUCUCAGGAACCGCCACACAAAGUACACAAUCUUAGAAUCCAACACCAUCAUCAUCAUUUCCGUUACCCUAGUCAUCGAAUUCGUAGAUUGUGGACUCAGGACGCAUCAAAUUGCGACAACACUCUAUGUGAACGAUUUGUGCACGUCUCUGUCCGUUAUGCGCAUGCUCAGAUUGGUUAUUUAUGGACUUCAUCUCUAUAUCCAUGUGAUAACGAACUUUAAGUUAAGACGGAGUAUCAAAUUAUACUACGAGAGAUUACGCAGUCAGAUUUUUCGACCUGUUCCUAUGGACAUGCCUUUAUAAUUUCCAAUCCAUCUAUUUGAAUAUUUCAGAUACAUAGAUAAAAAAUGUUGAAUGUGGAUGUAUUCAAUUCUUUAUGGCACUAAAGCACAUGCAAGUGUUGUUAGCUGUAGAUUAAAAUACAUAUAUAUUAUGUUAUACAUGGUAUUAUAAUUGUAACAAUCCUUGUUUUAAGGUAUAAAGAGUCUCUGGGUGAUAUAUGAACAAACUUAUAUAGAUACAAUAUUGAGAGGAUUCAGUAAACAAGAUACAAGAUAAUCAUAUGAUAUUUUAUAAUACUUUUUUAGCCGAGUUGCGUGGCAAAUCUCAACUUUAAAAUUGGCGAAGGAUGGGCGUCCAGUCGCGCGGCGUCCACAAUUAGCUUGUCCGGUCUCUAACUUUCAUACGUUUUGGUGCAUCGAUCUUUGUGAGACUUACAUAACAUGAUCACAUCCAAAAGAGGAAGAUUCCUAUUUAUUUUUAGGUCAAAGAUCAAGGUCUUUUUGUCCUUAAAUGCCAUACAUUUGAGUUUGUCCGGUCUCUAACUUUCAUACUACUAGGGACAUCUUUGUGAAACUUACAUAACAUGAUCACAUCCAAAAGAGGAAGGUUCCUAUUUAUUUUGAGGUCAAAAGGCCAAGGUCACUUUAUCACUAAAUGCCAUAGAUUUGAGCUUGUCUGGUCUCUAACUUUCAUACUACUUGGUGCGUCUUUGUCAGACUUGCAUAUUUUGAUCACAUCCAAAAGAGGGAGGUUCCUAUCUAUUUUGAGGUCAAAAGGUCAAAAGUCAAGUUCUCUUUUUCACUAUAUACUGUGGAUUUGAGCUUGCCUCUAACAUUUAUACAUGUACUUGCAGGUGCAUGUUUAUCAGACUUCAGAUCCUGCUGACAUUCAAGAUUCAUGUUGCUUUUGAAAUCCAAAGGUCAAGGUCAUUAUCACACUAAAUACUUAUUGCGGCCAUUCAAAGCUUCCUACUUAUAAACUAUAUUAAAUACGUGCAUGUUUUUACUUCGUGAAUGCAAGAGUGCAUAAUUUUCCAAACUGCAACUCGGCCAUAUACAUCUUUGAUGCGUUGUAGCGAUUUUUUUUUAUACAUGUAUGUUUGUAUAAAAGACAAUCAAGUAAAAUAUGUUUUUCAUCUCGAGGCAACACUGAUGUAAGUAUUUUUCAUAUGUGACUAUUAUCAAUAAAUUGUAACUCUACACGAUACCCACGCGGCAGUUGUGCUGGGAAUCUA
Molecule: messenger RNA, 2373 nt
Organism: Ostrea edulis (European flat oyster)
Lineage: Eukaryota; Metazoa; Mollusca; Bivalvia; Ostreida; Ostreidae
Exons: 2
Coding region: 366-1160 (264 amino acids)
Source: RefSeq, a predicted model, not a curated record